AUGUCAUUUGUAGCUAAUGUGUUAGUUAUUCAUGAACCAACUUUUUAUUAUCUCGCUAAGAGAGAUGAAAAGUGGGUUAAAGCCACAAAUAAAGAACUUAUAGCAGUGGAAGCCAAUGGCACAUGGAUUCUAGCUUGUUUACCUGUAAGGAAGAAAGCAACAAAUUCAAAAUGGGCAUAUAGGGUGAAAUGCAAUCCAAAUGGGACAAUAGAAAGGGAGGAAACAAAGGCGAAAAAACAAGUUGAUUUCUUAGAAGUUCAUCAAAAAGCAUUAGAUGACUUGGUGAACGUUAAUUCUCUCUUUACAAUAGCCGUGUUUGUGGGCUUGUCCUUUGCCUCUCCAGGCCAACACAGCCUUGAAAACCGACCUGAGUGUGAUGCAGACCCAGGGGUGGCUAAGAGGCUUAUCCUUUAUGAAGUUAUAUCAUUUGCUUUCUUCCUCCUGUCAAGCUUGGUAGCUAAGACACUCAAGGUUUUUCUCAAUAUUUACCCAGAUGAAGCAAUGGUAGGGAUUCAUAAGCUGUUGAAAGGCAUUAUGCUUUACUUGUCAGCAAUCGGAUCUAUUAUUGGUAUUGUGUUUUUGUCACUUUCCAUGGCUAACGUCAUCCAGAUAAGGGUUGGCAAGCUUUCUUGUGGGAGCCGAUAUGCUUUAAGUGCAGUUGGAUCACUGUGUGGAAUUGUGCUUCUUGCUCUCUUCAUUUAUGUACCAUUAAUGUUGUUUGCUAUAUGGAGAUCUCUCGCACGAAAACCUGAACCCCGACCUCGAGUAUAAUGUUUAAAAUAGAUGUCUGUCUGCACUCUGCACAAGUGUUCGUUUCUAUGCAAGUGAAGGGUGCAAUAAUUCGUUGUUCUUGAGAUUUAAUCUGGUGAUUUGGUCAUUUUUGUUGUUUGCUUUACUGUUAGUGUAGCAGGCUUCCUAUUCGCUCCUUGGGUUUUGCUGGUGUGUUCUUUUGCUGUUUUUGUUUCUUUGUUGCUGUACCUCUCCUGUUAGGGCCUCUCUUAGCAUGCUUCUUUCUUGGCAUAAAGUCUUGACAGCUCAUGCCAAGUGGUUCUUAACUUAUCAUUAAU
Hevea brasiliensis (rubber tree) is the source of this 1067-nucleotide messenger RNA. RefSeq lists its product as uncharacterized. The transcript has 2 exons. NCBI's taxonomy places the organism in Eukaryota, Viridiplantae, Streptophyta, Magnoliopsida, Malpighiales, Euphorbiaceae. The coding region runs from base 1 to 771 and encodes 256 amino acids. The record is from RefSeq and is a predicted model, not a curated record.